Messenger RNA from Drosophila busckii, 594 nucleotides. RefSeq lists its product as uncharacterized. The coding region runs from base 1 to 594 and encodes 197 amino acids. NCBI's taxonomy places the organism in Eukaryota, Metazoa, Arthropoda, Insecta, Diptera, Drosophilidae. The record is from RefSeq and is a predicted model, not a curated record. The transcript is spliced from 2 exons.
AUGGGGUUAAUAAGAAAAUUCUAUGCUAUGCUGCUCUUGUUUGUAAUUUUUAACAAUCAGCUUGGCAUCGAAACUAAAGAAACCUGUCAUUAUUUGGAUUUAAUGUAUACGAACUGGACGGAUGAUCGUCCACGCUUUGUAGUGAAUAUGACAUUCUCUAAUGUGGAGGGCGUUGCUUCUAUUACCACAAUAAAUGAGGAAAUAGCAUCGCCUAUGAUGAGUCUGCUAAUAAGUCAGCAGGACUUUAAGGAAAAGCCGCGUAUUAUUUACAAUGUAACCACCAAGCUAUGCGCCAUGCAGGCGAUCUUCAACUCUGUGCCCAUAUUUAAAACGCUGAAGGAUAACAUGCUCAGGCAGAGCAACUACACCUUUAGUUGCCCACUGAAGACUGGCGUCUAUGUCAUGACCAAUAUGCGCGCCAAUCCGAAGAAUCCCUUGCUCAACAUGAUGUACAAGCGGAAGCGCAUUUUUGUGGUUCAGGGUGGCAUGUUUGAGGCUCCACAGCACUCCAAUGUGGAUAAACAAUUCCACACGCUAACCACAUAUUAUGUUACUGGCAGAAUUGUUAGAAAAACUUGCGGCAGCAAUGAAUGA